Phyllopteryx taeniolatus (common seadragon) is the source of this 3630-nucleotide messenger RNA. It is a transcript of the gene mdfic, whose product is annotated as MyoD family inhibitor domain containing. The transcript is spliced from 5 exons. The coding region runs from base 463 to 1200 and encodes 245 amino acids. The record is from RefSeq and is a predicted model, not a curated record. NCBI's taxonomy places the organism in Eukaryota, Metazoa, Chordata, Actinopteri, Syngnathiformes, Syngnathidae.
AACGUUUUCGGUUGUUGGCGAGUUUUUUUUCUUUUUAUUCUUUUACUCGUGUUUAUUUUAUAUUUGCCUACUUAUUUGAUAGGCGUAUGCGUUUGUUAGGAAAUGUGAUAUAUUGCGUGGGGGCAACAGGCAGGAAAGAAGCUUUGAAAGAAUCCGGAUAUGAUGAAAAGUUCUCGGCUCUCCUCUCAAGGGGGAGGGAAAAAAAAGAAAAAAGAAAAAAGAAAAGAAAGUUUGAGACGUCAAACACAUCUGCGUUAAGUCAAACUUUUUGGACACUGCAGCCGCACGACUUGUCUGGAAAAGUUUGCGGUUAUUGGUCGUCGUUAUUUUCGCCUCCUUGCGGCGUCGGGUAAAGAAAGAUGGGACCGCGUCAGAUUCCAAGCGAAGGAGGUGACAUGUUGUGAAAGCCAGAUGAAGUGGCUUUCCUCCCACCGCUAAAGAACAACUACACAGCGGAUACACAUGUCCACGGAGACCAGCGAGCCUCCCCUUGGGCCAGCGGGGCCAGACAGGAGCCCCCAGCCGGGGACGAGCUCCCCUUUGCUGCCCCUCGCUCACGAUGCCUGUGACUCUGAAGCGUCAGGACCAUCUUCCAGUCAUGUGACCCAGGAGGACCACUGCGAGCCAAUAAAAAGUCAACCUCAGAUUGAAAAAGGACGAAAUGGCGUCCGGCUUACCAACCCCGGCACACCCGUCGACCUCAAUGCCAUCCGACCUGGUGCUAGUAGUGCGAGAACAACGUGCAAAUGUUCAUGUGCAAACGCCAUCGGCUCCGGCGCCACAGGAGGCUCCGCCCGUGGCACGAGAGCGCCGACUGCGGAGUCGCUGUCCACGCCGGUUUCGCAGAGGAUGCAGCGGAAGUUGAGGUCCAGCCUGUCAGUCAAUAGCGAAAGCAGCCGACGCAGCAAAGGAAGCUCUACCGGGUCGCCAAGACUGCCUUUACCAGAAGACUGCUGCGUGCACUGCAUCCUGGCGUGCCUCUUCUGCGAGUUCCUGACGCUUUGCAACCUGGUGGUGGCGCCGGCGUCGUGCGGCCCUUGUGCGUCCGAGUCGUGCUGCUGCUGCUGCUGCACUGAGGACAUGGGCGACGACUGCAACUGCCCCUGCGACAUGGACUGCGGCAUCAUGGACGCCUGCUGCGAGUCGUCGGACUGUUUGGAAAUCUGCAUGGAGUGCUGCGGCAUCUGCUUCCCCUCGUAGGGAUGCUUUGGCCUCACCUUUUUGGAUAACUGGAGCCUGUAUGGAUAACUGGUUCAGCAAUGGGGGGGGGGGGGGGGGACUUUUAUUUUUAAUGUGCGAUACCUCCUGACUGUUUGUAGUUUGAGUGUGUGUACUUUUGAAAAUGCUUACUGACACUGGGUUCCUUCAACAAAAGUAGAAGUAACUCCAGAUUAACUUUGGUGAUUUUUCAUGUAAACAGUCUGUAUGUCAUAUGAAUAUAUUUCCAUUAAAUUAAGAAUCUCUAGCUCAGUGAUUUUGAAACUGGUUCCCAGACCCCCGGUUUCAGCAAGCGGUAGCUUAGGGGUCUGCAAAAUAAUUUGCAUUAAAUUGUGUCGUAUCAUUAAAAGAAAACAAAAAUAUAUAUGCUUACACAGCGCUGGUGUCUGGUGGAAACCACAUCUCCAAAACCAUCACUUUUUCAGGGGACCCCCCCCCCCCCAAAAAAAAAUAAAAAUAAACAAUACGUUCUUUGAGCCAUUAAAUUUGCGUCGUCAAAGAGAGCAAGUUAUUUUCAACACUUAAGAUUGGUCAAUAGUAUCGAUUUGUGAAAAAAUAUGUAAUUGACCAAAUUUGGACAUGGGCCUGACACCAGUGAUAUGUGGAUGGGCGUGCCAAUAAAACAAACAUACUAAACCAUUUAUUGCUCCCUAGCUUAGCAUUGGGCCAAUUAAAGCUCAGAUAGGAUUGGUGAUUGUGAUUUAGCUGCACAAUUCUGACAUUCCUGCAUGAAUCAAUAUAUAUUUUUUUAAGAUAAAAGGGCGUAUUAGAGGUAAAAUCCUGUUUUCUGAACAAAAGUCGUGUUAUGAAAACAAGGCAUACUUUUUUGAGAAUAUAGUCCUGUUUAUUUUCUUAAAGAAUAAGUCCAAACAUGAGAAUAAAGUUUGUAUUUUUUUGAUACAUAGUUGUUAAACUAUGACUUUCUUACCUCUUUAAACUUUGACUUUCAUAUUCCAAUACAAAUAUAUUUUGGAAAAAUACUUUAUUCUCAUAAGCUUGCUACUUCAAUUCUUGAAAGAAAAUAAAAUGAUUUACUAUAUAUAUAUAUACAUAUAUAUAUAUAUACAUAUAUAUAUAUAUAUGUAUAUAUAUAUAUUUUUUUUUUAGUUACCGUAGAAUUUCAACUUAUUUUCAUCAGUCAACUUUUCUUGACCCGCUUAUGUUCCGUCUAUUGCUCCCUAAGUACGAAAACACUGUAAAAUAAGACAUCUCAGUUUUAUGUACACAAAUCUACUGUCGUGCUGCACAGGAAUUUCAGGAAGGCGUUGAUCAGGAAUUAGAAACUCCGAAACCCUAGUUGCCAUGUCAGCGCCGUUGCUCGGUCUUGACUCGCAACAAAGCAAUCGUUAACUGUUGCAUUGCUUUGGUAAAUUAAUGAGGCAAGAGAUACUUUGUGGUGAAUUUUCAAGCGCUUGCUUUGAUGCUCUUUCAGGGACGCUUGCUCGUUACUGGCCCUCGUUAGCAUCACUUGCUAACCGGUAGCAAAUUGUCACUUGCUAAUGUCAACAAAGAUAUUGUGCCAUCGUGUGCAGGUCAUCACUGCAAUGUGGAGAGAUUCAAAUAUAGAUGUAACUUUUUACAAAAUUCCUUUGAAUUUACUUUUUCUUCAAUCAUUUAGUUCAUUUUGCUCAACUUGAAGUGUUGGGAAAAAAACAAUGUGAAGAUCUUGUAUCGAUAAGAAAUAAGCCAGUAGCUAAAUAAAUCCUUUAUUUUAAUACUCCAAUUUUCAAGCUUUGCAAUUUUGUGUUAAUGCAUUUUUUUUACUCCUGUAAGUUGCUCAUGUGUUUGGUGUUGUACACCAUUUCAGAAUGUAAGUUAGAAAAUGAUGUGAAUUGUUGGUUAAUGGGUGUUGGAAUGACAGCAAAUCACUGACUUUGCUCUAGCUUGUUAGAAAGGAACAUCCAGUUCUGUUCAUUUAAACAAUACUUUAGGAAAUAGCGCCCUCAGUGACCUUCAGCCGACACCACCCCGUUAACCCUUCAUUUAACAUGGACACCUUUUUCAUUUUCUGUCUGGAUUCAUUCAGGCUGCUGGAAUUUCUCAUCUUAAAAAACUAACAGAAGUUCUGCGAUCAGUUCUUCUUCCACUUUAUUCCACAAUCAGUGAAAAAAGGGGGGGAUAAAAAAAACAACCUUCAGGUCGUGUGGGUGUGCGUUGACCUUUUCACAAAGUCGCCCACCUUUUCACUCCUUGCAAUCAAUCCUUCUCUGAUCGUCCGCCCUGGUUGUAAUGCGACAAUUAGAACGGGCUCCUUUGUUUCCGUUUGCUGUCAAGGGGUGACUAAAAUAAUCACCUGUCUGAUGCCAAAGUAAUUUCUCAUUCUACAAUAUGAACUAAAUGACUGUCCAGCCAUUCUUUCCUUCUCAUUUUCAAUAAAGAAAUGAUUCUCCUGCUUUUGGCCAUGAAAACAAA